Messenger RNA from Galendromus occidentalis (western predatory mite), 3160 nucleotides. It is a transcript of the gene Sec24CD, whose product is annotated as COPII coat complex component secretory 24CD. Gene Ontology annotation, cellular component: endoplasmic reticulum exit site; COPII vesicle coat. Gene Ontology annotation, biological process: intracellular protein transport; COPII-coated vesicle cargo loading; endoplasmic reticulum to Golgi vesicle-mediated transport. The record is from RefSeq and is a predicted model, not a curated record. Gene Ontology annotation, molecular function: zinc ion binding; SNARE binding. The coding region runs from base 1 to 2631 and encodes 876 amino acids. Lineage: Eukaryota; Metazoa; Arthropoda; Arachnida; Mesostigmata; Phytoseiidae. The transcript has 9 exons.
AUGCCUCCCCCGGUCGGCGGGCCGCCGACUGGUGCUCAGAACGGUUUGUACAGCGGUCCGACGUCAGCCUUCCAACCCCCUCCCCAAACUCACGGACAACCCCCCGCGGGACCCCCUCAAGGCUACAAUAUGGGAUCACCGAUGUCCCCUCCAGGACAGUAUAAUCCGCAAGCUAUCGGUCAGGGUUACGCUGCCUCGCCUCCAAACAUGUACAAUCAGCAAAACGGUCAAUAUCCCCCGUCGCAACAUCCGCAACAUCUGCAAUCGACUGGAGGUUAUCCCCAGCAGCCAGCCGCCCCGCAACGAAAAUUAGAUCCCGAUCAAAUGCCUAGCCCAAUUCAGGUGAUCGAAGACGAUCGGAAGAAUGCCGGACCUGUUUUCGGAACCAAUCGCCUAGGAACGCUUCCGCCAUUGGUGACAACCGAUGUAGAAAUACAGGAUGAGGGGAACGCAGGACCCAAUUAUAUAAGAUCGACCGUUUAUUCUGUGCCGUGCAGUCCAGAUGUGAUCAAACAGACGCAAGUUCCCCUUGCGGUAGCUAUAACGCCUUUCGCCAGACACGCUAAAAGCGAUGGCGUCCUGCCGUUGUCAGUGUUCAACGAAGAGAUUGUUCGCUGCAAUCGUUGCAAGGCGUACAUGUGCCCCUUCAUGCAAUUCUUGGACGGGGGCAGACGGUUUCAGUGUGUUUUCUGCAAGGCGACUACCGAGGUUCCACAGAGCUACUUCAAUCACCUAGACCACAACGGGGCCCGCGUCGACAAAUGGCAACGCGCGGAGCUCUGUCUCGGCUCGUAUGAGAUCCUAGCGACACAGGAAUACUGUAAGAACAACGUCCUCCCGAAAGCUGCCCCGGCUUUCAUCUUCAUCGUGGACGUAAGCUACAACGCCAUCAAAAACGGCAUGGUGCAAUUGUUCUGUCAGAACAUCAGGGACAUUCUUGAAGAUCUACCGACCGAAGACGAUGAGCCGAACGAGACCCCAGCGAUUCGAGUCGGUUUCAUCACUUAUUCCUCGCAAGUUCAUUUUUACAACAUAGACCCCAAUCUGUCGAGCCCCCGAAUGAUGGUCGUGCCGGACGUGUCCGAUAUGUUCGUUCCCCUCUUGGAAGGUUGUCUCGUAAAACCUUCGGAGGCGUCGCGCGCUAUCGAGAGCCUCUGCGAGGAAAUCCCGAAGAUGUUCGGCGACACCCGCGAAACCGAAACCAUUCUCGGGCCGGCGAUCGAGGCCGGAAUGGAAGCCCUCAAGGCGGCCGAGUGCCCCGGGAAACUGUUUGUGCUUCAUACGACAAUGCCCACGCUGGAAGCUCCGGGCAAGCUGAAGAACCGGGACGACCGAAAGCUCUUGGGGACAGAGAAAGAGAAGACGGUUCUAGCGCCAGCGUGUCCUUACUACCAGGAGCUGGCGACCCAAUGCGUACAAGCCGGAUGUUCGGUUGACCUUUUCAUCGCGAACAAUUCAUUCGUCGACGUCGCGUCGAUCGGCCAAGUAGCUAAAAUUUCCGGAGGCGAGGUUUUCAAAUACACGUAUUUCCAGGCCGAUACGGACGGGGAACGAUUCAUUGCGGAUCUUCGCCGGGACGUCGCCAGACCAGUGGCGUUCGAUGCGGUCUUGCGCGUGAGAACUUCCACUGGUUUGCGACCCACUGACUUCUACGGCAACUUCUACAUGCAGAACACGACGGAUGUCGAACUGGCCAGCAUCGAUUGCGACAAAUGCAUCACCGUCGAGAUGAAGUACGACGAUAAGCUGCCGGAGGGAGAAUGCGCCUUCAUCCAGGCUGCACUUCUCUAUACUUCGGUGAAAGGAAUUCGAAAACUUCGCUUGCACAACCUUUGUCUGCAAACAACGAGUCAGAUGGCCGACAUGUUCCGAAACUGUGAAUUAGAUACAAUUCUCAAUCUAUUCUGCAAACAAGGACUCAGGCAACUUAUGGAUGGAAACCCCAAGUCACUGCGCGAAGGCCUAACGCUUCGGGCCUCCACCAUAUUGGCCAACUACCGAAAACACUGCGCUACAGCAUCGUCUUCCGGACAACUCAUCCUACCAGAGUGCAUGAAAUUGAUGCCUUUGUAUGUCUGCUGUAUGAUGAAAUCCGAUGCUCUUGCCGGCGGACCAGAGCUCACAAUCGACGAUCGUGCGUACGCUAUGCUCUGCUUAGGGAGCAUGGACGUCAAAAGCUCCCAGAUAUAUCUUUACCCACGUCUCUUGGCUGUGACUGAUCUGGACCCGUCUGAUAACUCGAUUCCGACUGCGACGAGAACGACGGUCGAGAAAAUCCGAGAAAAUGAAGCUUAUAUCCUCGAGAAUGGCGUCAUGAUGUUCCUCUACAUCGGUCUUCAGGUCGAUCCCAUUUGGUGUGAAUCUAUAUUCGGUGUCAGGAACGUGACGCAGAUUCAAGUCGAGCGAACAUUGCCGCUUCUCAAUAAUCCGCGGUCGAAACACCUCCACGAGCUCAUCGCCUCCAUCAGAAACGAACGCCAGAGAUUCAUGAAGCUGUAUAUCGUCCGGCAAGGUGAUAAAUGGGAGAGAGUGCUGCGUCAAUUCCUGAUCGAGGAUCGUAUGUCCGAUACGCAGCCUUCAUACGUCGACUACCUCUGUCAACUGCACAGAGAAAUUCGGGGUCUGAUUUGAGAAGUUUCGCAUGCGGUGACUUCCCGAUCUGGAGGCGAUACUUCACCAUUCAUGUACAAUUCAGUUAGAAACAGUUUUCGAGGUCAGAUCGACGAAAACGCGUGGACAUCGAAAACGGAUGAGAGUCAUUGAUAUUGAGUCGUUUUCCACCUCGAAGGGUCUGAACUCUGAAAUCCCGGUAUCGAAGUGACCUAGGACACGAGACGAGCGGCGCAAAAUCGUUUCGAAAAAAAAUAAAUAUGAAUGAAUAUUUUCCUCUUUAUGAACGACGCGUGCGAUCCCUCCUCCGCAUCGGGAACCUUUGCAGUUGUUCCAUCGAUCAACCUCCAAUGGCUUCAAACGUCGAAGUGAGCUAACUCUCCCAAAGGAGAACCGAGAGGGAAAUGAAACAUUGAGCUAAUAUCAGAAUCCUUUUACCGUAAUUAUGAAACAAUCAAGUGGUCCAUGGGAUGUGAAUUGUCUUUUUUAUUGAAACACCUUGUUGCGUGUUUACGGCCGCCGCGAAACACAUGGAAUAAAUGUCUUUAAU